AUGGACGUCACUAAAGAGUUCUGCGACCAGAAAAAGUUCCAGGCAACAAACGGCGACUUGUGCUCCGAGAGAUUCGAAGUGGUGCCUCUACCCGAAGCUCAAAGUGUCAAAGCAAUUGUCGAUGCUCUUGAAUAUUUCGUCUACAAUAUCGAGAUUAGUAUGUCGGAGGUGCUAGGAGAUAUCACCAUUCGCGAGAAUGAUGAUCCUCGCCAAAGCAGCUCCGUCGCCCAACACCGGCUAGUCACUACGGUCGAAGACGUCUUGCAGAUGGAUACAAACAAUGUGGCCUUUAACGAGUAUAUCCCGCCAGGACCGGGGCAGGACGAGGUUGGCUUCUCCAUCAGCGACGCCGUGGACGAGGACGACGCCUUCCCAUACAAACCCACGCGGGUGAGGCAGGACGUAACGAUCAUAACGAUGGUUUCUUGGCGUCGUCUUCCCGACAACAAGCCGAUUAUUGUACUUGUCCAGUGGUGGUGUCUACGUCUUCGACGCAGCACCAUCGACGUCCCGCCUAACGCUGUGACGCGCAUCCAGAACGGUAUUGAACACAUCGGUGCCGCCAUGAUAGAAGCGGCUCGACACGCAGACGCGCAAGGCAACUUGCAAGUAAAUUGA
This is a messenger RNA of Phytophthora infestans T30-4, 618 nucleotides long. RefSeq lists its product as uncharacterized. NCBI's taxonomy places the organism in Eukaryota, Oomycota, Peronosporomycetes, Peronosporales, Peronosporaceae. The transcript has a single exon. The record is from RefSeq and is a predicted model, not a curated record. The coding region runs from base 1 to 618 and encodes 205 amino acids.